ACAAAACUCUCUCAAAAUAAAAAAUAAAUAAAAACUGCAACCGUCGUCGAAAUUCGCCGGCGAUACAGAAAUCGUGGUCCAUGUCGGCCGGAACCACCGUCCCCGUCUCCUCUUUAGCACUCUUCCAAUUCAAACACUCGUCAUUUCUCGCUCCAAAAUCGACCUCACUAGCCGCAUCACCUUCACCGCUUCCCCCCUCUGUUUCCAGGAAGAAACCUAAUUUGACGGUACGCUUCCUGCUGAAGAAUGAGAAAUUGACGGAAUUGGCGAUCCGAGAUGCGCCGGAGAAUCAAAGCGGAGGAGAUGCGGAGGAGGAACGCAUCGCCUCGGCAGCGCGAUUGACGGAGAAGCUAGCGAGGAAGGAAUCGGAGCGGUCUACUUAUUUGAUCGCGGCGCUUAUGUCGAGCUUAGGGAUCACAUCCAUGGCCGCCGCUGCCGUUUACUCGAGAUUCUCUUGGCAAAUGGAGGGUGGAGAGGUACCUUACGUAGAAAUGUUUGGUACGUUUGCACUCGUUGUUGGCGCAGUUGUGGGAAUGGAAAUGUGGGCAAGAUGGGCGCACCGGGCUCUUUGGCACGAUUCGUUGUGGCACAUGCACAAGUCACACCACAGGCCUAGAGAAGGCCCGUUCGAACUUAACGAUGUUUUUGCUAUAAUAAAUGCUGUUCCCGCCAUUUCCCUUAUGUAUUAUGGUUUCUUCAAUAAGGGUCUCAUUCCCGGCCUCUGUUUUGGUGCUGGUCUCGGCAUUACUGUUUUUGGGAUGGCCUACAUGUUCGUCCACGAUGGACUCGUCCACAAGAGAUUCCCCGUGGGGCCCAUUGCAGAUGUACCCUAUUUAAGAAAAAUUGCCGCAGCUCAUCAGAUACACCACUCGGACAAGUACGACGGAGUCCCAUUUGGAUUGUUCUUAGGACCAGAGGAACUUGAGAAAGUUGGAGGUCUAGGGGAGUUGGAUAAGGAAAUUGGCAGAAGAAUUAAAUCGUCCAAGAAGUAGACAGUAGUGAUGAUGGAAAUGGCAAGGUAAAAUAAAUAGAGACAUGGUUUCUAAAAUGAACACUUGUCUCAAGUAUAGGAAUAAAAGAAACUAAAAAAAUUGAAUUAAUCCAGUGAUAUAUGCCUAGUUACAUGUCAAUUUUCAUUGUACAAGUUUAAAACAGUUUUUGUUUCUCGGCUUACAUUUUUUAUUGGAAGAAUAAAACUUCAAUUUUGUCCCA
This is a messenger RNA of Salvia hispanica, 1212 nucleotides long. RefSeq names its product beta-carotene hydroxylase 2, chloroplastic-like. Gene Ontology annotation, biological process: carotene metabolic process; xanthophyll biosynthetic process. Gene Ontology annotation, molecular function: iron ion binding; beta-carotene 3-hydroxylase activity. NCBI's taxonomy places the organism in Eukaryota, Viridiplantae, Streptophyta, Magnoliopsida, Lamiales, Lamiaceae. Gene Ontology annotation, cellular component: chloroplast. The record is from RefSeq and is a predicted model, not a curated record.